Messenger RNA from Scylla paramamosain (green mud crab), 6542 nucleotides. RefSeq lists its product as uncharacterized. Lineage: Eukaryota; Metazoa; Arthropoda; Malacostraca; Decapoda; Portunidae. The transcript has 7 exons. Gene Ontology annotation, cellular component: mitochondrion. Bases 278 to 1408 code for a protein of 376 amino acids. The record is from RefSeq and is a predicted model, not a curated record.
GAAACCCAGCAGCAUCAGCUGUUACGGCAGACGAGGCAACGUGAGAGGUGGCCGGUCUUGUUUUUUCCUCCUGUCCACCAUUUCACCUGAUCCCCGCCGCCGCAGCACUGAUGGCUGAAGUAUGAAGAGAGACUGAACUUGCUGGUGCUGUGAAGAGAUGUGCCAGACUCAGGGAAGGUGAGCUAGUGGUGGUGAGGGAAUAAGGUUAACAUGGGGUGUUGACACCACAUAGAGGCUACAUACCAGGGUGCCCAGGCCUUGCUGCCCUUCGAGUGAGAUGCUGCCGCGAAGGGUCGCCGCCCGCCUCCUGCCUCACCUGGCCAAGGCUGUGGACAGACGGACAGUCACUCCAGGAGGCCAGUGGAGUAAGUGUAACACUGAUGCAUUUAGGUGUUCCAGCAGUCUGGUCAGCGUCCUACCAAGAGUCACCACCUCAUCAGAUUUGUGGCUCCAGCACAGGACACUCCUACAGUCCCACCACCAACACUACCAUCGUCCCUUCACUAUAGCCAGGAUGUACAGUAAUGCCCUUUUCCAAGCAACACGGCACCCCAGCACUGCCUCAGUUUCAUUGAUGAUGUGUCCAAAGCCUCCCCAUGAGAAGGAUUGCCAUAUACGUCUGUAUUCCAGCAAGCCUCCUACUGUGCCUUCCUCUUCUCUGGAUGAAGAUCAAAAUGAGACUAAGAUUUCAUCUCCUAAGGAAGAAAAGGAAACACCAAAACUGAGAAAAGGUGAGGCCUUGGAGGACAGCAAGGCUGAGAAGAAGUUGUCCAUAGUACAGAAGUUCAAGCUGAUGUACAAGCAGUACUGGUAUGUACUCAUCCCAGUGCACAUAGCGACCUCCAUUGUGUGGUAUGGCGCCUUCUUCAUCGCUGCAAAGAGUGGUGUUGACAUAAUCCCACUGAUGGAGAAACUUGGAGCCGGAGAAAAAAUACUCUCUCACUUGCAGAGUAGCAAUGCUGGCUACUAUGCAAUUGCUUAUGCCAUGUACAAAAUUGCAACCCCAGCAAGAUAUACAGUUACUGUGGGAGGAACAACAUUAUCUAUAAACUACUUGAAGAAACGUGGCUAUAUUAAGCCUGUGCCAUCCUCAGAGAGGCUCAAGGAAAUGUAUGAAGGUAAAAAGGAGGAAUUAAUUGAAAAGAAAGAGGAAUUUGUGGAAAGGUAUCAGGAGAGGAGAGAAGAAAUAGUAGACAAGUACCAGGAGAGGAAGGAGGAAAUUCUAGAUAGGUAUCAGGAGAAAAGAGAAGAAAUAAGGGAGAGGUAUCAGGAGACUAAAGAGGAAAUGGUACAAAGAUUGUCUGAAAAAAGGAAUGAACUUAAGGAAAGAGUUGUAGAGAAAAAAGAGGAGCUUAAAGAUAGAUUAGAGGAAAGGAAAGAUCAAUUGUCCAAAAUUAGGAGAAAAUAGGAAGAAGAGGUGAGGCAUCCUGUACUCUAAUAUUGUGAUUGUUACUAGAAAGGUGUGGAUAAAAAUUAAUGUGAAUAUGAUGGUGCAUUGUGCAUUUGGUAGGUUGGAAUAGUGUUAUGGGUAUAUCUGACACAUCGCUAGUCACUGGGACAUAGUUAGCAAGUGUAUGUCCCUCUCUGUAGAACUAAAACAAAGCAUGAUUGACAUGCUUAUGCUUCUCUCUUCAGCUUUGAUGGAGCAUGACGGCCACCUUAGCUAGCGAUGUAAAUUUACUUGACACAGUCUCUGACACUGACUAAUGUAUGGGUGUCCCAUCAGAAGGAAGCCUUUGUUUUGACAUUUCAAAGUAGUCUUAUGACAUUUUUUAUUCUUUAAUUUUAAAAUUCUGUAUCAGUAACAAGUUUAUCAUUGUUGAUGAUUAAGUUGGAACUCAUUACAUUUUAUCACAUAUAUUUCAGUGCUGGAAGCUAAAAUAAAAUUCACUAUAAGCAUGAAGCUUCAGACUGUCACAGCAUGGCUUGUCUUACAGAACUUCUCAGAUUGGAUUUAGAUGAAAGGGAGACCAGCAAAAGCUUGAAAAAAAAGCUUUCUGUGUAAUAUAUCAUUGAUGUUUCCUUAUAGAUGAUAAAACAUGUACUUGGAAAGAAAAAAUAUAAGAAUUUCUAAGGCAGAACCAAAUAAGACAGCUCAUCAUACAAGUGUAUGUUUAUGAAUGCUUAUUAUGUGACCUUAGGACCCAAGCAAGACAAGUAUCUUGGUAUUUGUCUAUGCACUGCUUUACGUACCCUACUCAGCCCCAAAUUAUGAAUGCACACACACACACACACACACACACACACACACACACACACACACACACACACAAAAAAAAAAAAAAAAAAAAAGCUGGGGUGCUAUGAGUGAAGAAAUCAGAAUAGUGGAAGAAUGUGGUGUGGAUGAAAGAAGGGGAGUUUUCUCUCAUUAUUUGUUGUUUGUGUGAAUUGUAAGGGAGGGAAAUUGACAGUGAAGUAGAGUGGAAGAGUUUCACAGGUCACACUAUUAGAUUUUUUAAUGUUAAGAUAAAAUUCUUGUUAUUUGUUUUCUUGAUUAGAAAUUUAUAAGAAAUUCAGAAAGAAAUUUCAAAGAACUAACUGAGAAAUACCAUCAACAUCAGUACAGUUAGGGUACCAGAUACAUGAACUCACAACAUUCAAUAUGUGUUAUCAAUAGAAGGAAAGCUGGUCUAGAGGAUGGAUGAGUAAGAAUUUAGGAGUUAGACUUGGAAGCUAACACGCACUAGAUGAAAUUCAAGCUACUGAUCCAUAUCAUAACUUGGAAUCUGUACUGCAUUUAGCUGGCUUCAUCGUUGAUCCACACACAAAACCAUUGUAGUUCGGCUCACUGAAGGAGGCUACAUAGUCAAACAGCUUGCAUGGAUUGCAAAUACAUGUCAUAGAUGAUUGUAAGCAUCUCAUUGAGUGGCUUUAUAUUUAUUUCCAUUGAAGUUAAUUGAAAAGGUAUCUUUGGUUGUAGAUGAUACAUCCAAUGGCAGUGUUUAUAGCAUGGUGCCAGUCUGUCUACAUGCUGUUGCCCACUAGUAUAGUUUAUGUGCAAAACAGUAUGAGUGUUGUGAAAAGCCAGCCUUGACUUUCAUUUGUUGCUCUAUUUAAGUACACUUUUACUGCAUUUUGACAGUAUUUAUGAAGCAAAAUAUUUUAUGAUAUUGGAAUCACUCUUAAUAGUACUUAGCUGGCUUUGAGGUAGUAUAAUCUGAGGGGCAGAAUUGAAUUGCUAACCCCAAAAGCCAAUUGUCUACUGUAUACUAUUAUUUUGCAAAAUAUUUUCUUUUGGAAAGAAGUUUUGAGUGAAAUGAUUGUCAAUACCAUAAUGAAUAUAGUCAGUAAAGUUACCUUCCUUAAUUAUUUUGCAAUGGAGAUCCCAAGGCUCAGGGAUACUGAUUGCUGGUGCCCAGCAAGUCAGCACUGUGUGAUUUUCACCCACAAAAGUCAGUUCCUCAUAAAAUUUUGUUAAUUAGGAUCCAUAGCUUGCUAUUCAAAAUUGUUUGUAUUACUUGAUGAUAUUGGUUGGAUUAUUUGUAGCUUGUUUGCCUCUCAUCUGGGAUCCUACUGUACAGGAAGAGAAGUUCAGUAAGGAUGCUCUAGGGGCUGAGUGGUCACCAGGACUGACCAUUCAAUAACAUUCCAAACACAGAAGCUUUUGAAAUGUACAGCAACAUAUGCAGCAACCAGCCUGUUGUGAUGAAUAUUUUAAAAAGUAAGCUAGUUUUCCCUUAUGGAAAUGCAUGUAAAUUAGAAAUUUGUUUUUUAGAUUAUAUUUGUAAACAAUCAUGAUGUUUACAUGCAACUCCAAACAUAAAUGUCUGUUUCCCACACCACCAAAACAACAGCAAAAAAAGUGCCAUUACUGCUGUCAUAUGAGCCUAAGAAAAUAGGCUGGUUAUAUAUUUAUGGCAGUCAGCCAGCUGUCUGGGUAUGUAAAUAGUGAGUAAAGCCAGUGGCAGUUUUAAUUUUGUAUAUCCCUGUUUGUUAUAACUAGUGAAAGUGAGUGAUUAAAGCAGACUACUGACAAGAUACCUUUGUAUUGUUGCAUUACUGUGGUGGAGACCAAAUUGUUGUAGAAUCUAUGGCUUCAUUUACAUCAUCCAGAAAAAUUUGACUUUACCAAAGAGUAUGAACUUGAGGUAGUAUAUCCAUACAUUGUGUUUGGUCAUGGGCUGGGUGAUGAAAUGUUGCAAUCAUAAAUAUCAACACAAAUUAUUGAAAGGUGUUCAUCUACUCAUUUUCAAUGAUUUGGCAUUACACCAGAAUCAGGGGAUGAGUUAAAGUUGAUCAUAUUGAUCAUGCAACUCUUAGGUUUGUAUCUCCUGGUCAGCAGGGCUAAGUUAAUGUGUGUAAGAAAGCAAACCUAUUGUAAUUUUUUUUUUCUCAUCCCACAGUUUAUUGUUUACUUUUAGAACCAACCAGUAAAAAUUUAUUUGUUAUAAAUAUAGCUUUACAGCUAUAUAUCUUGGACUGAAAGUUCUUACUUUUAGCAGAGGAAUUAAUUACCUAAAUUCCCUCAUCCUUUUGUAAUGUUCUACUGAAUUAUAUAUAUAUAUAUAUAUAUAUAUAUAUAUAUAUAUAUAUAUAUAUAUAUAUAUAUAUAUAUAUAUAUAUAUAUAUAUAUAUAUAUAGAAAAAUUGCUAAUAAGUACUGCCUCACUAUUUCAAGAACAAUACUAAAGCAUCCAAGACAAGUACAUGAACAGGAAAUCUUGCUGCCAUACGAACUAACCAUUCCAAUAUUGAGGUUCUGAAUUUGCAUUUCAUCAGCAUUAUAUUGUAUGACUAUUAGAGGUGAGUGUGAGGGAUAGGAAUUCUAGUUCCCUAUCAUCAUCUUGCUUGCUGAUAAACAGAUAUAAACUAGUGUUGCUAGUUGCUGGCAUAUAGUAUAAAAUACAGGAAAUUGUGUCAAAUAAGUUGUAUUGAAAAAAAAUAUAUAUAUAUGUUUAUCAGUGAAUUGUCACUUCAAAAACUUGUGAUUUUUGCCACCUCAUUCUCUGCCCACUCCCCUUUGAGACACCUGAGGCAUGCCCUGCUGAGCUUUCUCUCCUUUUAGUGGAUAAGAUUGUGAUUUAUCAUGUUUUUCAUAAUACAAGAACUAAGAGAGUCCAUAUUGCAAAAUUUCCAAGACAGUAUAUAUGAAUAAUAAUAUGAUGCAUUUUUUACUGCUGAGAGUACCUGAUAAUGAUUGUGUGUGUGUGUGUGUGUCUGUGUGGGUGUGUGUGUGUGUGUGUGUGUUUGUGUGUGGCUAUGAUAAGUGGGUAUGAGGACAGGUUUCUAUAUCUGUUUCAAGAAGAAAAAUUCAUUAUACCAAGAUCUUUCUAGUGUCAUUGAUGCCAGGAGAAUAGGCAAAGAUGACAGGCAUCAACAAAAGUACUAUCUUUAAGAGAGAGUCAUUACUUGUAUAUCUCAAAAAUAUUUUCUUAACUUUUUAUUAAGUAUUUCCUUAGAAACCUAUAGGCAAUUUAAAUUUUUUUCUAAUAACUUGGAAUUAAUGCAUCCCAGUAAAGUAUGUCAGUCUUUCUUUAAGCUUGACUAUGCAGUAGAUUAAUUUGUCAGCACCAGACGUCCUCAGUCUCCUGUCUAUGAUCUAUCAAGUAAUGGAAUGCAAAGAUGUAGUGACUGAUUUACCUCACAGAGGCCAGGCAGAAAGGUUACCUUAGUGGAGUACUAAAACCUGACCUCAUUUCCUUCUGGGUGCAGAUGUUAGAGCUGUGCAUGUAUUGACAAAAUACUGACUCAUGGGGAGAGGAACAUAAUUAUGAGUGUUCAUUUGAUGUUUUAUAUACUGUUUAGUACUAUGUAUUUAUUUAUUAUUUAUUUAUUUAUUCCUUCAUUUAUUCAUUUUACAUUUUUAAAUGGGAUUGUAACAUGUAGUCCCUACAACCCACUUCCCUUCCCAUAGUGGUGCACCCAUUGUUGUCAAGACAAACAUUUGCUGUGUGCUCAAAACCAGAUAAGGUUGCUGAUUGCAUGAGGUAGAGAUUGCUGAAGUGCUGUUCCAUAUUCCUUAGUGGGACAAGAUGCUUGAUCAGAAAUACAUGAAAACACUUGUACUUUUAUUUGUUGAAUUAUUUGCUAGUAUUGUUUACCUUAAAAUGUUUCAUUUUGUACUGUUAUAAUUGGUCAGUAAAGUGCAGUAUAGUGGCGACAAAUAGACUAGGUUCUCCCAUUAAUAUGUUGCCACUAUUAAGUGUAAGUGUUCUGUUGACAUUCUUGUUAUCAGUAUUGGUGCAGUGACACAGCACAAAAAAGGAGGUACUUUCUUAUGUGGGCAACAUGAAAACCUCUACCAUUCAAGAAGUUCACACUUUUGUAGUCAGUGAUAUGGCUGAAUGUUGUCACACAUCAUUGGUAGUAGAAUUGUUAGAAUUUUCUCAUGUGUGAGUUGUUUACUGUUAUGAUCUGGAGAUAAUUUAAUGAAUUUGUUUUCAUUUGUUUUCAUUUGGCUGGGACACAACACGGUGCAAAAAGGAAUGAUCCCAGGAGUAGUGGAAUAAUGCAGGUGCAGGAUGGUUAGGGUGAAGUGUACUGUAGCAGCACAGCACACACUGUACAUACUGCUCUCUGUAAAUAAUAAAGUGAACAGAGAAA